AUGACAACUAAUUCACAAUCUGUAAAGGAAGCUAUCACAGCUCUAGAGCAAGAAACUGAAUCAAAAAUAGAGGCUGUUCAUGAAUACGUUAAGCAAGCUUGCGACUCUUUUCGAACCAGAGGAAUGAUAUACCUUGACCAGCUUCCACCUGCGACGCGUCAAUUGACUGUAGAGAAGUUUUAUAGUAAGUACGGAGAAAGUAUUGAAGCAUAUCUCGGACAGCAAAGAGACAAUAUAUUAGAACAGUUGGACGAGAUAGUGGAAAACCCUACAGUAAAAAGAGAGAAUAGAAGCGAUGAUUUGAUAUUGGAUGACAAUGAGAGCUUUAUAGACUUGGAACUUCCUGUUGAAGAGGCUGACUUCAGGGAAGGUGCACCAGAGAUGGGUCCGAUCUUUAUUCGACUGGAAAGAAAGGAUGGGUCAAAUAUUAAUGUAAAGCUCGAUCCUAAUAAGACAGUGCCUGAACUUGGAAAAUACAUGCUGGUUGCACCAGAUAACAUCUUGUGGCAACUAGAAGAUCAAACUCAUCGACACCGAGUUUGGGAGCAGAUAGAAGAUAUACGUUCGCAACUUGAGUUAUUUCAGAACCGCUUGUUAGAGAAAUAA
Molecule: messenger RNA, 606 nt
Organism: Rhizopus microsporus ATCC 52813
Lineage: Eukaryota; Fungi; Mucoromycota; Mucoromycetes; Mucorales; Rhizopodaceae
Exons: 4
Coding region: 1-606 (201 amino acids)
Source: RefSeq, a predicted model, not a curated record